Acanthochromis polyacanthus (spiny chromis) is the source of this 696-nucleotide messenger RNA. It is a transcript of the gene rpl18a, whose product is annotated as ribosomal protein L18a. Gene Ontology annotation, cellular component: cytosolic large ribosomal subunit; ribosome. The coding region runs from base 117 to 647 and encodes 176 amino acids. The transcript has 5 exons. Gene Ontology annotation, biological process: translation. Gene Ontology annotation, molecular function: structural constituent of ribosome. Lineage: Eukaryota; Metazoa; Chordata; Actinopteri; Pomacentridae. The record is from RefSeq and is a predicted model, not a curated record.
CUCCCGGUGCGGUCCGCCAUAUGAAUCGAGCGCCCCUCUAGCCCGUCCGCCCUUUAGACUACCGGAAGCUCCGCCCUCCUACUUCCUCUUUCCCUGCGUCAGUGAGCGGAGACACCAUGAAGGCGUCCGGCACACUUCGGGAGUAUAAGGUCAUCGGCCGUCUGCUGCCCUCUGCUAAGAACCCGGCGCCUCCUCUGUACCGGAUGAGGAUCUUCGCCCCGAACCACGUCGUGGCCAAAUCUCGCUUCUGGUACUUUGUCUCCCAGCUGAGGAAGAUGAAGAAGGCGUCCGGAGAGACGGUCUACUGCGGCCUGGUCAACGAGAAAACUCCUCUGAAGGUGAAGAACUUUGGGAUCUGGCUUCGCUACGACUCCCGCAGUGGAACCCACAACAUGUACAGAGAGUACAGAGACCUGACCACCUCAGGGGCCGUCACACAGUGCUAUCGGGAUAUGGGAGCUCGUCAUCGUGCUCGGGCUCACUCCAUCCAGAUCAUGAAGGUUCAGGUCAUCGCUGCCAACAAGUGUCGCAGACCCGCCAUCAAGCAGUUCCACGACUCCAAGAUCAAGUUCCCUCUGCCCCACCGGGUUCUGCGUCGCCAGCACAAACCUCGCUUCACCACCAAGAGACCAAACACGUUCUACUGAGAACGUUCCUGCUGAGCUUCAUGAGAUAAUAAAGGUUCUGAUGGAAACA